UGAUUUACGAAAUUUCAGAAAACUAAUCGAUUUUUGUACUUUUAUCCAAUAAACUUUAAAAAUGAGACCUUUUCAACUACUUCAAAUUAUUACUCUAAAUUUGCCUCUUUUUUACUUGAGAGUUUGUGGCUGCUACCGACUGCUGCUGCUGAGCUUCACUUUCAAUUCUUGAUUUUUUCCUGGAGAUACCCAGUUGGUGUUUUGGUUCUUGGUGCUUGAAUUGAAGCUAAAGAUUGUGCUUGAGGUGAUCAAAGUUAAGUUCUUUUCUUGCUUUUAGUAACAUUUAUGCCCAUUUUAGAGAUACCCUCUUGUUGUUUUGGUUGUUGGAGUUUGAAUUUGAUGCUAAAGAUUGUGCUUGAUCAAAAUUCAAUUUCUUUUUUACUUUAAGUAACUUUUAUGUUCAGAUUUAAGAGAUACCCACUUGUUGUUUUGGUUCUUGGAGCUUGAUUUGAAGGUAAAUAUUGUGCUUGAGUUGAUCAUAUUUUAGCUUCUUUUGUUGUUUUUAGUAACUUUAAUGCUCAUUUUAGUGAUACCUAGUUGUAGUUUUGGUUCUUGGGGUUUGAAUUUGAAGCUUAAGAUUAUACAUUGAGAGCUUAUUCAAGCUCUUCUACAGAGUAGAUAGUUCAAUUUCAUUACAUGUUUGACUAGUGGAUUCGGAAUUUCGAGUCCAUGGGUGUAGAGUAUUCCUUUAUUACAAGUGUAAACACAUAUUUUUCAAAAUCUAGUUUAUGUAGGCGAUACCAGUUAGUUAGGAGUAUAUAUCUUUUAAUCAUGAUCAAUACUUUUCAUUUUAGAUUCUAUCUAUCUAAGAGUUCUUUUAGCUCCAAUUGAGAUUCUUAUGCCGGUAGAAAAUAUAGAGAACUUCUAGUACUUCUCAUUUUCUUGUAUAAUGUUGGCCAGAGAUAGAAUUUAAAUGGGAAACAUGGUCAGUGUUCAUAUUGCUGAGUUGACUGCAACUUGUUUGAGACCGAGGCGUAGUUGUUGUUUAUGUUUAUGUAGUGAUAAAUGGGAUACUUUGCCUCUAGUUUUAUAACCUUUAAUCUUUUCAAGAAAUAUAUAAAAUUUUCAAAUCGUUUCAAUAGGUAUAGUUUGAGUGGAAGGCAGUAGGGGCGGCCAAAACGUCCUUCUGCUUUAGAUUUUCAAGUACUUCUCUGUGUGUCGAUAAAUAUUAACAAGUAAGAAUUUUUACGAAUUAUCGAUUUUUAUGCAGGAAAUCGUGAAGCAGAUUCUUGAAUUGCUAUGAUGGCAGAGUUGUGAAUCCAUCAAAUUAUAAUUAAAAUUUGGAUUUGACCAUUUAAAGAGAAAACACUUUUUAAUGGGAAUUCGUUUAUAUUCAGAAUUUGAAUUCAAGACGUCUGAUUAAAUGUGAAUAGGUUCUAUUGAUCCUAUCACAAUUCUGAUUCAAAAUGCAUAAUUUUUAAUUUAUUUAUUUUUGUAAUAUAACAGACCAUAUUAUUUGCACUUGUUGCUUGGGAAAAUUGGCCUAACUUAUAUAAGAGUUAUUGAUUUUGAGGUGAACUUUUAGAAUGAAGUACAGCUCGGAGUUUCAGUAUCUGCGUCAAAUUGAUAAAAGGAAAUGGAUUUUGGUAGUGGUUUUGGUGGCUGUGACUCAUUUAUUUUGUCAGACCUUGAUGCUUCCGUAUGGAAAUGCUCUUCAUUCUCUGUUAUAUGAGAGCAAUAUUCUGCUACCUGAAAAGAUAAGUUUGUCGAGUAAAGAAUCUUCUGUCGUUGAAUCUGCAAAGAUUGGUGAAAGCCUUUCAGGAAAGCUUUCAAGCUUUGAUGAUGUACAUAUGUUGGCUCAUCGCUUGAAAACUGUGGACAAUGGUGAAAUCGACGAGAGCAUAAAUGAGAAGGAUGAGGUAAAACCUCCUACCAAUCAUCCAGUUGGCAAAUCCCUGGAAAAUGACUCUGAUUUUGUUGAAGAUGCAACUAUUGAGAAUGAUAAUCUAUUUGAUGAUGUGGUGGACGUGGACGAGGAAACUACAAUGCAGAAGAACGAUGAAUCUAGACGGGACCUUUCUUUAGAGCAGGUUGUAAAACCAAAUGGUGAACUUUCAGCAGACUCUGAGUUAGAUGCAAAUCAAAAUAGUGUGCUUAAUGAUACUAAAGCUGCAAGUGUGACUAACUCGUCGUCUGUGGUUGCUUCAAACCAUCUAGAUCACUUGCCGUUGGUUACCAUAGAUGAAAUAAACUUCAUUCGUACUACUAGGUAUCCAACAGGAGAUUUGACUCAACUUCUCCAAAAUCAUGGAAAUCAUUCGUUGGUGCAAAGUGAUACCACUGUCUCAAGCAAUGGGCUUAUGAUGAUGAAUAGUACAGUCAAAAAGAAGAUGAGAUGCAUGUUGCCGCCAAAAACAGUAACUUCAAUCUCUCAGAUGGAAAGGUUACUCGUUAGGCAUCGUGCUCGUUCACGUGCUAUGAGACCUAGGUGGUCCUCGGAACGUGACCAGGAAAUUCUGUCUGCUAGGUUACAGAUUGAGAAGGCUCCACUUCUGAGGAAUGAUCGAGAACUUUAUGCUCCCGCCUUUCGAAACUUGUCCAUGUUCAAAAGGAGUUAUGAACUCAUGGAGCGGAUUCUCAAAGUUUAUGUCUACAAGGAAGGGGAGAAGCCCAUUUUUCAUCAACCAAUAAUGAAAGGAUUGUAUGCAUCCGAGGGAUGGUUCAUGAAACUAAUGGAGGGAAACAAUAAGUUUGUUGUGAAGGAUCCCCGAAAAGCUCACUUGUUCUACCUGCCCUUUAGUUCAAGGAUGCUGGAGCAUUCUCUAUACGUUCGUAAUUCUCAUAAUCGAACAAAUCUACGCCAGUAUUUGAAGGAAUACUCAGAGAAGAUUGCAGCAAAAUACCGUUUCUGGAACAGAACCGGUGGGGCUGAUCAUUUUCUCGUUGCAUGCCAUGACUGGGCUCCGUAUGAAACGAGGCAUCACAUGGAGCACUGUAUCAAGGCCCUCUGCAACGCUGACAUAACCUUAGGCUUCAAAAUAGGAAGGGAUGUGUCCCUUCCGGAAACAUAUGUCCGGUCUGCUAGAAAUCCUCUAAGAGAUCUCGGAGGAAAGUCACCGUCUCAAAGGAAAGUUCUUGCAUUCUAUGCUGGGAAUAUGCAUGGAUACUUGCGUCCAAUCUUGCUCGAGCAUUGGAUGGACAAAGAUCCCAAUAUGGAGAUCUUCGGUCCAAUGCCAAGUGGCGUUGCUAGCAAAAUGAACUAUAUCCAGCAUAUGAAGAGCAGUAAAUUCUGCAUCUGCCCAAAGGGAUAUGAAGUCAACAGCCCGAGAGUAGUAGAAGCCAUAUUUUACGAAUGUGUGCCAGUGAUCAUAUCAGAUAAUUUCGUGCCUCCCUUUUUCGGAGUCUUGAAUUGGGAUGCAUUCUCGUUAAUCCUAGCUGAGAAGGAUAUUCCGAACUUGAAAAGCAUACUUCUCUCCAUACCGGAAAAGAAGUAUCUCGAUAUGCAACUAGCUGUCAGGAAGGUUCAGCGCCAUUUCCUUUGGCACUCAAAGCCGGUAAAAUACGACUUGUUUCAUAUGACUCUUCAUUCAAUUUGGUACAAUAGAGUUUUUCAAACGAAAGCGAGAUGAAAGUUUCUCCAGAUGCAUGUGAUUCACAAGUUUGAAUACAUUAUGGUUACAAUUGUUUUCCUACUAUGAUGCUCUGGCACUUUUAAAAUGUCAUCAGGUCUGUAUUGGAUCCUCCAAAAGUAAGUGCAUUUUUAGAGGAUUUAAUAUGCGUGCAACAGUAUUUUUGGAGAGUCGAGCCACAUAGGUUUCCUAGCCUCCAAAAAGAUGAGCUUUGGAGAGGAACUGUUCCCUUGUAUAUUGUACAGCAGUUUUUUGUUGUUUUUUUUGCAUGAAGUUGUACCAUAAUCUGCUUGAAGUAAAAAUAUGGACUUAAACUUUUGUUCCAUUAAAGAUAGGUGAUUUUGCUAUUA
Messenger RNA from Solanum dulcamara, 3919 nucleotides. RefSeq names its product probable glycosyltransferase At3g42180. Bases 1527 to 3569 code for a protein of 680 amino acids. NCBI's taxonomy places the organism in Eukaryota, Viridiplantae, Streptophyta, Magnoliopsida, Solanales, Solanaceae. Gene Ontology annotation, molecular function: glycosyltransferase activity. The record is from RefSeq and is a predicted model, not a curated record. The transcript has 5 exons.